This is a messenger RNA of Miscanthus lutarioriparius, 1044 nucleotides long. Lineage: Eukaryota; Viridiplantae; Streptophyta; Magnoliopsida; Poales; Poaceae. The record is from the annotation of a GenBank genome assembly.
AUGGACACCACCGCCGACGCCUCCUACAUCCUCGUGGGCCUACCCGAGGCCCGCCAGCACCACACCGUGGCCCGGGCCAUGGCAGCGGCGGCCGAACCGGUGGCGACGGGGGAUGAGUUCCUAGACCUGAUGGCACUCACGGAGAACUGCUCCCCGACGUUCAUGUCCUCGGGCGACCCUUGCCUUGACUUCUUCUUCCACGUGGUGCCCAGCACGCCGGUCGCCUCCGUGGAGUCGCUCCUGGGCGUCGCCUGGGCAAUUGACUCAGCCGUCGCGCUCCGCCUCGUCGCCAACCUCCACGACGUCGUCGUGCGGUGCCUCUUCCCCAAGGGCUUCGCGCCCGAGCUCGCCGCAGAUCUCGCGGACAAGCACUACGCGUACCACUCGUGCGAGCGGCUCCGCAAGGCGGCGCUCGUGCCGCUCCGCCGCACGCUCAAGCUCUCCGAGGUCUUCAUCUCGACGUGCGCGUGGGAGUCGGUCGCGUACAUGCGCGUCGCCUCUGUGGCCAUGAAGAACUACAAGGAGCUCUUCCUCAAGCACGACACCGACCGCUUCAACUCCUACCUCACCGACGUCAAGUCUAGCAAGAAGCGGAUCACCAUAUGCACGCUGCUCCCACACAAGAUCAUCACCUCCCUCGGCGAUGACGGCAACAUGGCUGACCUACAGUGGCAGCGCAUGGUUGACGACAUGCGCACGCUCGACAGGCUGAGCAACUACGUCGCCAUGUGCGAUGUGUCUAGGAGCAUCGAGCAGCCCAAGCUCCACAAGAUCGCCGGCGAGACCCUCUACAAGAAGACAAGCUUUGUUCGAACCAUGGACUGGGGCAUGAACACUAACUUCAAGGCGGUGUUUGACAAGAUCCUCAAGGUGGCUAUGGGCGCCAGGCUGGCGCUGGAGUGGAUAGUGCGAUGUGUGUUUGUGUUCAGCAACAUGGAGUUCGACCAGGCGUCGGUGAAUCCAUGGGAGACGGACUACGAGGCAAUCGUGCGCAAGUUCACGGAUGUCGGGUAUGGCGCGACUAUGUUGGAGGUGGUGUUCUAG